This is a messenger RNA of Cladophialophora yegresii CBS 114405, 531 nucleotides long. RefSeq lists its product as uncharacterized. The record is from RefSeq and is a predicted model, not a curated record. NCBI's taxonomy places the organism in Eukaryota, Fungi, Ascomycota, Eurotiomycetes, Chaetothyriales, Herpotrichiellaceae. Bases 1 to 531 code for a protein of 176 amino acids. The transcript has 2 exons.
AUGACCUCCCGUCCCGAAUCCAUCUCUGGUGGGUGUCUUUGUGGCUCAAUCCGAUACAAGGUCGUGUUUCCUGAGGACGCUGCAUGGCCAGCCCAAGUAAGGUCUCAGCCCUUGCCGGGAUAUGCCAAUCUGAUCUUGUCAGGCUGCAACGUGUCAAUGCUCCAUUUGCCGCAAAUGUUAGUCGGCGACAUUUUCAAAUCACCAACAUACAGGGAAUAUCAGUCGACCCAGUCAGCCAUCCGAUCUUUUUGUUCUCAAUGCGGAAGCGGCCUCACGUGGCGGAUCAUUGGCAUGGACGAUAUGUUGGUGCUCUUCACCGGAACCAUUGACGAGGAAUAUCUGCUCGGCACCAAGGUCGACGGUAGCGAGCAGCAGACCGACUUGGGUGUGAAGUUCACUCGUAAAGGAGGAUUCUACAAAGAAUUGACUACGCCUAGCAUGGGUCAUCUGUUCUGGAACAAUGUGAUUCCCGGAAUAACUGAUCAUGACACUGGAGGAACGAAGUUUUUGCAAUCUUUUCCGCAGGAAUAA